CCUGUCACCGGCGGGUCUCAGGCUUUGCGCUCUCCCCGGAGCUGCAGUGGGGGAACGGGCAGGGCAGUCACCUGCGGGACGGGUGGCGUUUGGGUUCUGUCCCGCCCAGGGCGGCUCGACGUGACCACAGCCAGACCAUGGGGACGGCGCUCGUGUACCACGAGGACAUGACGGUCGCCCGUCUCCUCUGGGACUACCCCGAGUGCGAGAUAGAGUGUCCUGAGCGGUUGACUGCAACCCUGAAGCGCCUGCAGCAGCGUGGUCUGGAACAGAGGUGCUUGCGGCUGGAGGCGCGCGAGGCCUCAGAGGCGGAGCUAGGCCUGGUGCACAGCCCAGAGUACGUGGCCGUGGUGCGGGGGACCCAGGCCCUGGGCACAGGGGAGCUCCAGGCACUGUCUGGACAGUACGACUCGGUCUACUUCCACCCGAGUACCUUUCACUGUGCCCGGCUGGCUGCAGGGGCUGCACUGCAGCUGGUGGACGCUGUGCUGACGGGGGCCGCGCGCAACGGGCUCGCUCUCGUGAGGCCUCCUGGCCACCACAGCCAGCGGACGGCCGCCAAUGGGUUCUGUGUGUUCAACAAUGUGGCUAUAGCGGCUGAGCACGCCAAACAAAAACACGGGCUACACAGGAUCCUCAUUGUCGACUGGGAUGUCCACCACGGCCAGGGCAUCCAGUACAUCUUCGAGGAUGACCCCAGUGUCCUCUACUUCUCCUGGCACCGCUAUGAGCAUGGGCGCUUCUGGCCCUUCCUGCGAGAGUCAGAUGCAGACGAGGUUGGCCGGGGCCGUGGUCACGGCUUCACUGUCAACCUGCCCUGGAACCAGGUGGGGAUGGGAAACGCUGACUACGUCGCGGCUUUCCUGCAUGUGCUUCUCCCCCUGGCAUUUGAGUUUGACCCUGAGUUGGUGCUGGUCGCCGCCGGCUUCGACUCGGCCAUUGGGGACCCGGAGGGGCAUAUGCGGGCGACGCCAGAGUGCUUUGCCCAUCUCACACAGCUGCUGCAGGUGCUGGCCGGUGGCCGGGUCUGCGCUGUCCUGGAGGGCGGCUACCACCUUGAGUCACUUGCAGAGUCAGUAUGCAUGAUGGUGCAGGCACUGCUGGGCGAUCCCGCCCCGCCUCUGUCGGGGACCAUGGUGCCCUGUGAGAGUGCCCUGGAGUCCAUCCAGCGGGUCCGGGCGGCCCAGGCCCCUUACUGGACAAGCCUGCAGCACCAGGACAUGGGUCCCGUGCUGAGUCCCAGCGCCUGCUCCCCAGAGGGGAGGCCCCUGCUGCCUGGGGGUCCUGCGUACAUGGAGGCAGCAGCCGCUGAAGCGGCCGAAGCAGCGGUAGCGCUGAGCUCCCUCCUGGACCGGCUACGCCUCCAGCCCCCGCCGCCAGUCCGCACAGCUGUUGCCUUGACGUCAGCAGACACUGCCCUGGUCCUGCCCUCUGGUGUCCUCCAUCAGGAGGGGUCAGCCCCGAGGGAGGAGACGGAGGCCUGGGCCAGGCCCCAUGCGGCCCUGGCCCAGGAUGGGGCCCUCACUGCGCUCGGGAAGGUCCUGAACCUCGUGGACAGGAUCCUGGAUGGGCAGGUGAGCAGCGGCAUCACCGCCACACCUGCCCUUGCCACUGCUGCCACCCUGGACGUUGCCAUCAGGCGUGGUCUACACCUCGGGGCCCAGAGGCUGCUCUGCGUGGCCGUGGGACAGCUGGAGCGGCCCCCAGACCUCUCCGAUGACAGGAGGAUUCUGUGGCUGAGCAUCGGAGGCCAGGAGGCAGCAGCUCCUUCCAUGUUCCACGUCUCUGUGCCGCUGCCACAGGUGACUGGGGGGCUCCUGAGCUGUGUCUUGGGCUUGGUGCUGCCCCUGGCCUAUGGCUUCCAGCCCCACCUGGUACUGGUGGCUCUGGGGCCAGCCCAUGGCCUGCAGGACACCCAUGGUGCACUUCUGGUCUUGAUGCUUCGGGGACCAGGAGGGGGCCGAGUCCUGGCCCUGGUGCAGGAAUCCAAACCCCAGCUUGUAGGAGCCCUGGCCCGGGCGCUGCAUGGAGAGGCAGCCCCCAGCCUGGGCCCCUGCUCCGUGGCCUCACCCGAGGAUGUGCAGGCCCUGAAGCACCUGAGAAGGCAGCUAGAGCCGAAGUGGAGGAUGCUGCAGGUGGCUGUGACGCGUGACAGGCGCGGGAACGCUGACCUCUCCACGCGGAGGACGCUGCCCGAGGCCUCCUCCCCCAGACUCCCUUCCUGGCUUGCGGGGCCCCGGCGCACCCAUUAA
This is a messenger RNA of Trichechus manatus latirostris (Florida manatee), 2252 nucleotides long. It is a transcript of the gene HDAC10, whose product is annotated as histone deacetylase 10. The record is from RefSeq and is a predicted model, not a curated record. Gene Ontology annotation, biological process: negative regulation of transcription by RNA polymerase II. Bases 138 to 2252 code for a protein of 704 amino acids. NCBI's taxonomy places the organism in Eukaryota, Metazoa, Chordata, Mammalia, Sirenia, Trichechidae. The transcript has 20 exons. Gene Ontology annotation, molecular function: deacetylase activity.